AUGGACUCAAACGGUUUCAAGUUUUCGCGGCCAAAGACGGAAAACGGCUUCGGUCCGUCGAUAAUUGAAGUUCUCAAUGAUGAGGCGGGGAUUAAUAUGAAGUCCUUGGGAGAACUCGCGAGCAAAGGACCGCUCGGCGAAGGCUGGAGCGAGGACGAGUUUUUGCUCUUUGCGGACAUCAUAACCGACGAGGCCAUCUUCUACGGGGAAUAUUAUGGGCCCGACAUGGUCAUUGGAAUUAUCAAACGGUUCCUCAAAGAAAGACCUGGCAAGACCGAAUUCCAAGCAGCCUGGCUCUCUCAAUUCGUCAGAGAGCUCAUGUGUGGCAUCGAGAAAUACGCAGAGUCUCAAUCAGAGAACGAGUAUCUGAAGACGCAGCGUCUUCUUGCACGAGUUUUCGACCUUUGGCAAGAUGCAAGGAGCGCCAAGAUUCGUCAGGAACUAUUCCGGGGAGUGUGCGCUCUUUUCGACGAUUUCUUCAUCAAGAAAGAGCUGAAGCUGCCAUCAAAACAUCUGGAGUUCAUCAAACUAACGAUGCUCUUCCAAUUGGGCGACAGAUACUUGCCAGAGAAAUCGAUGGCGAAGAAAAUAGUCGACCUGAUUCUUCGUCAAGAGCAACCAGCGCCUGUUCAAGUCUUUGGCUUCAAAUUUCUUCAGACUCUAUAUGCUCAAGGGAAGAAUACGAAGGAAAUCUUCGAGAACUUCGAUGAAUUCGCAAACUACCUGGAGAAAAACCCUAGUCUUGCGGAACUUUGUCGAAAGUUCCAAACGCUCAGCGCUUUCGAUCUGAUUGAAAAAGUCAUGAUCGGAAAGAAGGAAUUUUCCAACGCGUAUCUCUCCUUCCAAAGAAAAUUUGGGCUCAUGAUGAUCAUCAUCGAAGGCUCUGACGAGGUCGACUUCAUUCCCAUCUUCAAACACGAGACGAAGAGAACAGCAAUCAAGCGGAGUAAGAAAUAUGUCUUCAUCAAGUUGGAGAUCGAAAGCGAGGAGCUGGGCGGACAAGAAUUGACGAUUUUCUUCAAUAGAAACUCCACCUUUCAUGGAGCGAAUACUGAAGAUGUGGUCAAAAGAGAAGGGCCUUUUUUCUUCACUGCAGAGAAAGAAAAAAGUUCCUCUUUCGAAACUACAACCGUCAGUCCAGUUCCCGCCAGUGCAACAAGAGAGUUAAAAUACGACUUGGAACCGCACGAUCGAGAAUUGGCUCCACUCUGCAGAGGUUUCGAGAGCCAGUUGAAAUUGAAGCGGACGCCGGCGAACGACGAAAAUUCGAUGGAGGAGGCCUCCCCAAGUAAAGUUUCAGGCAAAAUAAGAGGCUCAAGAGGCUCGACUCCGGGUGUGCCAGUCGAGAGCAAGAACAGCUCAGCUGACGUGAACUUGGCGCCUCCUCCGAAAAAGUCAGAGGCAAAGGUUCUCCCAAACUCCGACCUGCCGCCGGAGACGAUGGCGAAGUUGAGAGAGAAAUUCGCAACCAUUUCUCAACUCAUGCCCCGGGUGGAGGAAAGCAUCGAAGAAAUCGAGUCCGUCAAGAAGCAAUUUGACGCGCACUUGGAGCAAAGGGAGAAGGCUCGGGAAGAUCUGCGCCGAAAUGUGGAAAAAGUGAUGAAGGCCUCCGGGGAGCAUAUCACAGUGGGCGAGCGUAAGAAGGCGUUGGCGCUGAUGUUGAAGGAAAUCAUGGAGAAACUCAUCGCUGACAUGACCCGCAAAUAG
Molecule: messenger RNA, 1707 nt
Organism: Oikopleura dioica
Lineage: Eukaryota; Metazoa; Chordata; Appendicularia; Copelata; Oikopleuridae
Source: the annotation of a GenBank genome assembly